AUGACAGUGACCCAUUGCAAACCGCCCCCGGUACCGCAGUGCCGCCCCUCCCCCAUGACUGACAGAGGACUGAGGUGGGAUGAUUUAGCCUGGGAACUGGAGCCCCAAUUUCACGGCCACUUGACCGCUCUCCGCUCAAUUUCAUGGUGUCCCUCCUUGAGCAAUUAUAGCUCCGUCUUAAAAAUCACAAAGAGAUCUGCGCAGUCGGCGAUAGAUGUUCAGGUCUUCAACAUCUCCUUCCAUAGAUCAUUUCGUGCUAAAAGCAAGGGAUUUUCCCAUGCAGCAUCAGACCAGGUGUCGCCUCUGUCUAGACACCUCCACCUUGAAUGGGACCUUAAGAAAAAGGAGCAGAAUGGAAGAGAUAAGAAAAAAUACUGA
Molecule: messenger RNA, 378 nt
Organism: Nezara viridula (southern green stink bug)
Lineage: Eukaryota; Metazoa; Arthropoda; Insecta; Hemiptera; Pentatomidae
Source: the annotation of a GenBank genome assembly